UUUGAAAAUAAAAUGUUUUUACACAUUUUAAUCCUUUUACUUUCAAUGAAUAAUAGUUUAUUAGCAUAUCCAUCGGACUUUGUAUUCCCGGAUUCACUAAACAAUUUGGAUUUUAAAAGACGAGUAAGCAGUGGGAUGUAUACAUCAAUCGCUCCCGCAGCAAUUAUUACUGAAUAUUCAACUACAAAUCCUUUAACAACAGAAGAAUCACAAGAUGAAUUAGAAAAAUCAACUAAAAUAUUUCAAGAAAUCAUAAAUACAACAGAAAUUCCUUCAAGCACAACGAACGAAUUGUUUGAAAUAUCAAAUAGAACUUUAAUUGACUCAAGAAAUGUUUUUGAUACUCCUUGUGUAGCAGGAUAUCGAAGAGACAGGAAUAAUAUUUGUCGGAAGGUUUACAAAAAAUGA
Chironomus riparius is the source of this 408-nucleotide messenger RNA. The record is from the annotation of a GenBank genome assembly. Lineage: Eukaryota; Metazoa; Arthropoda; Insecta; Diptera; Chironomidae.